AUGGGUAUCAAUGAGGUUAUCAUUUUCUGUCUCUUUAGUACUUUUCUAAUCUACAUCCUCUGGACUUUCUUUAGAUUCCUUCAUAAAGUAUGGUGGAUUCCUUGUCGACUUAAGAGGAUCAUGAGUUCACAGGGAAUCAGUGGCCCUGCUUAUAAGUUUCCAUAUGGAAAUACUAAAGAGAUCACAAACAUGAGAAAUCAAUCUAUGAGCAAACCUAUGGAGAUCUCUCAUGAUAUCUUUCAAAGAAUUCAGCCUCAUGUUUACUUAUGGACAAAAAUCUAUGGUAAGAACUAUAUCAGUUGGCAUGGCUCACAAGCCCAACUAUUUGUAACAGACACAGAGAUGAUCAAAGAAGUAUUGACCAACAGAGAAGAUGCUUACCCAAAAAUGGAUAUGGAAGGCAUUGCUAAGAAAUUGUUAGGUGAGGCACUCAUAACAAAUGAGGGAGAAAAAUGGGCAAAAGUACGCAAAUUGGCUAACCACACAUUCCAUGCAGAGAGCUUAAAAAGAAUGGUUCCAGAGAUGAGUGCGAGUGUUGAGGUGAUGCUGGAAAAUUGGAAACACCAUGAAGGGAAAGAGAUUGAUGCAUUCAAAGAAUUUGGGUUACUGACCACUGAAGUAAUUGCCAGGACAGCUUUUGGGAGUAGUUACAGGGAAGGGAAGCACAUAUUUGAGAUGGUGGCAAAGUUGACAGCAAUAGAUGUCAGGAAUGUUUACAAAGUUAAAUUUCCUGGUAUCAGCAUGUUAAUGAAAUCCAGUGAUGAGAUUGAAGCAGAGAAACUUGAACGAGGAAUCAAAACCUCCAUUCUAGAACUAGUCAAGAAAAGGGAAAAAGGAAGAAAAGGUGAAACUGAAGAUUAUGGGAUCGACUACCUUGGAGAAUUAAUGAAAUUGACUUGUGACACUAACAUAAACAAGAGGAUCACACUGGAACAGAUGAUCGAUGAGAUUAAGGCAUUGUUUGGUGCCGGACAUCUUACAACCACCAACCUGCUUGGGUGGUGUGCUUUCGUCCUUUCAGUGCAUGGUGAUUGGCAAGAGAAAGCACGAAAAGAAGUCUUUGAAAUAUUUGGAAAUCAAAACCCAAGUUCUGAUGGGAUUGCAAGGCUAAAAACAAUGAACAUGAUCAUUAACGAAUGCCUCAGACUAUAUCCUCCAGUACUUACAAUGACUAGAAAAGUUGGAAGGGAAGUUAGACUAGGAAACCUCGGACUUCCUACAAAUAUAAACAUAUACCUCCCAAUUCUAGCACUACACCACAACCCUGAAAUCUGGGGCAAAGAUGUUCACCUCUUCAAGCCAGAAAGAUUUGCAGAAGGGGUGGCUAAAGCAACCAACAACACCGCUGCAGCAUUUUUCCCAUUUGGUUUGGGCCCUCGAACUUGUGUGGGAUUGAACUUCACCACCAAUGAAGCAAAAAUUGCAUUGUCAAUGAUUCUGCAACGUUACAAGCUCACGUUGUCACCAAAUUAUGUCCACUUCCCUGCCGACAUCUUUAUUCUUACCCCAAAAUACGGGGUUCAAGUGAUCCUCCAGGCAAUUAGUUAG
Messenger RNA from Coffea eugenioides, 1548 nucleotides. RefSeq names its product cytochrome P450 CYP749A22-like. Bases 1 to 1548 code for a protein of 515 amino acids. Gene Ontology annotation, molecular function: iron ion binding; oxidoreductase activity, acting on paired donors, with incorporation or reduction of molecular oxygen; heme binding. The transcript is spliced from 5 exons. The record is from RefSeq and is a predicted model, not a curated record. NCBI's taxonomy places the organism in Eukaryota, Viridiplantae, Streptophyta, Magnoliopsida, Gentianales, Rubiaceae.